Messenger RNA from Brenthis ino (lesser marbled fritillary), 1812 nucleotides. Lineage: Eukaryota; Metazoa; Arthropoda; Insecta; Lepidoptera; Nymphalidae. The record is from the annotation of a GenBank genome assembly.
AUGGCUCCUAAGAAAAGUUUGGCGUGGGAUCAUUUUGUGGACAAAAGAGAAAAUAAAGCCGAAUGCAAGAUGUGUAAAGUAAUAAUAUCGUACAAAUCUGGAGUGUCAAACCUUACUAAACAUGUACAGAGAAAACAUAUUUCUGUUAAUUUAGUGAGAAGGGAGCAAGAAGUGGAGCGUCAAGAGUUGCCGGCGCAGGCUGCAAGAAGUACACAAUUUUUGACAUCCAAUACUCCACUGCAAACUGACGCUCAUUCUAGUACCAUAAGGUCCAAUACAGCUACUAUGCCCACUAUCUCAGCAUUCCUUCGACGUGAUUGUCAAAAAAUAAAAAAGCAAAUUGAUGACCAUUUCAUGAAUUUGUUUAUAUGGGACUUGCAGCCAUUUUCUAUAGUUGAAGACAAGGGGUUUCGCGAAUUAAUAAAGUUUGCUUUUCCAAAUUAUGUGAUACCAUCGCGAAAAUAUUUCGCCAAUAAUUUAUUGCCGGGGCUGUAUGAAGAGGUUAAAACUAAUACUAAAGCAGCUCUAAGUGAAGAUGCAAAAAGUAUAUGUGUAACGACUGACAUGUGGACGUCCCGAAAUAAUGACUCGUAUUUAGCGGUUACGGGUCAUUAUAUUGAUAAAAAUUUUAGUUUGCAAUCCGUGCUGCUUGAAUGUAAAGUGUUAGAGAGUCGUCACACAGGGCUAAAUUUAGCCGGAGAGUUAAGAAAUGUCGCUCAAGAGUGGAAUAUUCUUGACAAAGUUCUCCUGGCGGUAUCAGAUAACGGUGCCAACAUCAAAAGUGCUAUAGCUCAAUUAGAGUGGAAACAUUUUGGUUGUUAUGCACAUACGCUUAACCUGGCAGUCCAAAAAGUAUUAGCAUGGAAUAAAUUGAAAAAAUACCAAGAACAGGCUAAUAAAGUCGUAAAGAGACCAAUCCAAGAUGUUGUUACAAGGUGGAACUCCACAUUCUACAUGUUAAACAGGUUUGUGGAACUAAAAGACAAAAUUAAAUGUGCACUCAGUAAUCUAGACACCGGUAAUUUAGUUAUGUUGACCAAUUAUGAAUGGGAUGUAUGCCCAUCGUUGAUCAUCGUGUUACAACCGUGUGAAGAAGUGACGAGAGAAAUGAGCGGCCAAAGAUAUGUAAGUGGAAGUGCAGUCAUUCCGUUAACAAAUGGUCUCAUAAGCGCUCUCAACGAAAUCGCAAGUCUAACAUAUCGGCAAGAAAAUAACAUUGACGUUUUCCCUGAUGAAAUUGAAAUGUGCCGACAGGAUCUCCUCUCUGAAAUAAGCACGCGAUUUUCAUAUUUGGAACAGAGUCGAACUUAUGCUGUCGCUAUGUUUUUAGACCCGAGGUAUAAGUUAUACUUUCAGAGUGAAAACGUUGCGGAAAAUACGAAAAAGCAUAUCAUUGGCCUAGUAACCACAAUGAUUAAUGAAACUGAAAGAUGUCAGUCUUCAAUAUCAACUUCUGAUGAUCCAGAUAACAAGGAAAAAAAAUCAAACAGUUUAUUAUGGAAGCACUACAACAGGCUUAUGCAAAAUGUACGACCAGCUGGAACCGCCAGUAGCAGGGCAAUCGUCGAAACCCAAAAAUAUUUAGAUGACGCUGUUUUAACCCCAGAUAUGGAUCCUUUGGAGUGGUGGCGAAUAAACCAAACAAUAUAUCCGAAUUUAGCGAAACUGGCCAAAAUAAAAUUAAACGCAAUGGCCUCUAGCGUGCCUUGUGAACGGUUGUUUUCUGUAGCAGGGAACAUAUUAACGGAGAGGAGGACCCGUCUGGGGAGUCGUAAAGUAGAACAGUUACUAUUUCUACAACAAAAUAAAAAA